UAUGCCGGUCACAUGUAGACUCUGCUGCACAAGAGAAUAAAGUUAUAUCAUAGUUAUUCCGCAUGAUUCAGUUUCUAUAUUACUGAAGAUACCACAUAUUGGCGACGAGGAUAUUGGAAGGAUGAAAAAUAUGUCAGUUUGAAGACGGAUGCUACAGGGUGAGCUGACGGGAGAGAGAGGGGCUAGAAAUUGACCGGAGGAUUCACAAAAAAAAAAAAAGCAAAGAUGGCUACGAUGAUAGGCACUCUGUCGGUUUUUGACGUGAAGGAGCAGACGUGGGAAGAGUAUUGUGAGAUACUAGAACAGUUUUUUGAAGCUAACGGAAUUGACGAUGGAGAUAAGCAGAGAGCUAUCCUCAUCAGUGCGGUGGGACCAGCCACAUACAAGCUCAUGAGGAACUUGGUGAGUCCAGAUAAACCCAGCUCGAAAACUUACGGUCAGUUGAAAACUUUAAUGAAAGAGCACUUCAACCCCAAACCGAGUGAGAUAGUUCAGAGAUACAAAUUUGACUCGCGCUCCCGCCAGCCUACAGAGACCGUCAGUGUGUAUGUAGCUGAAUUGAGACGAUUAGCACAUGAUUGUAACUAUGGUGCAACACUGGAACAGAUGUUAAGAGACCGACUGGUAUGCGGUAUUAAUGAUGACAGGAUUCAAAGACGCUUGCUAUCCGAAACAGACUUGACGUUUGAGAAAGCAUUCCAAAUUGCAGUAGCUGCGGAGGCCGCUAGUAAAAACGUUCAAGAUCUCCAUACAGCACCGGUAGCAUGCAACAGUGUGAGGACAGAGGGUGCGCUGAAAAAGGAGAGUGAAUGGAAAAAAAAAGAUAAAGAAUGCUACCGAUGUCAUGGGAAGCAACACAACGCGGCUGCGUGUAAAUUUAAGGAGGCAAAGUGUCACUGUUGCGGAAAAGUUGGGCACAUAGCCAAGGCUUGCCGUAAUAGAAAUAAAGAAAGUGCCAGCUACAACGAGAAGAAAGCAUGCAGAACAGAGAAAACAUACCGAGCAGAGCGGCGUCCACAUCCACAUCGAUCCUAUAAUGUGGAGUGUGAAAAGCAAGAUGCUAAUGAAUCUGAGGAGGAAGUGUUCACAUUGAACUGCAUGGAAACGGAGACAUCAAUUCAGAGGAUAAAACCGUUUGAAGUGACGAUGGCAGUGAAUGAGAAGACGGAACAUUUUGAAAUUAAUACAGGAUGCAGUGUAAGCAUAAUGAACGAGCUGAAGUUCAAUGAGUUGUGGAAUGAAGGACAAUGA
Molecule: messenger RNA, 1251 nt
Organism: Pimephales promelas (fathead minnow)
Lineage: Eukaryota; Metazoa; Chordata; Actinopteri; Cypriniformes; Leuciscidae
Source: RefSeq, a predicted model, not a curated record